Molecule: messenger RNA, 5555 nt
Organism: Diachasma alloeum
Lineage: Eukaryota; Metazoa; Arthropoda; Insecta; Hymenoptera; Braconidae
Exons: 2
Coding region: 194-5452 (1752 amino acids)
Biological process (GO): telomere maintenance; DNA repair
Molecular function (GO): DNA helicase activity
Source: RefSeq, a predicted model, not a curated record
CCGUCCACACUGUUUUGUUAUUGUCUGCCAUGCUGACCCAUUCUUGCAGUUUUCGGAAGAAAAAAAAAUCGCAGACUAUCGUGUCACCGGUCGCCACCAUGCCGCCAGUCUCCCGUAAUUCCCAGAGUGAAAUAGUGUGUUUAUAAAUAUUAAUCACCCUGCUUCUUCCCUGCUGAUCUAAAAGUAAGUAAUUAUGCCUAAAACAACGACACCCCGCCGAACAACACGACAUGAGACGAGGCGUCCCGAGAAACCAGAGACACCGCCGGAGGGAGCCACAGCGACUUCCCCAAAGGAUAAGAGAGUUCUGAGAGAGAAGCGAACAGCGUCGAUAUAUGGCCGACCAGCAGCACCACCAGACUUACCGACACGCGAUAAACCGAAAACCGACACUGUGCAGCAGAUAAUCAACUCAACAAUCGCCGCAACAGUUUCAAGUAACAUCUUACCAUACACAUAUUUCAAUGCCAACCGAGUCGCCCACCGCGAGUUCAAUCGAAAAUUCCUGCAAAACUCAUUCGGUCUCGUGUGCCAUAUUUGCGAUCGUCUGUGGUUCAAGAACGACUUGACGAAACUCCCCUCUCACUUCAAAAGAUUGAUAGGCAUUGAGUUUCCGACAGCCGAUCCAGAUCGCAUGGUGGUCUGCAAGUACUGCACCAACGCCCUGAGUCGUAAUCACAUCCCCGCGUUCGCUAGAGUCAAUGGAUUCCAAUAUCCAAAUCGGCCGGAGUAUCUACCUCGGUUGGAUCCGAUAUCAGAGAGACUCAUUUCCCCUCGUAUACCCUUGAGAAAAAUCCAGAGACUGCGAUAUGCCAGUCACUUUGAGAAUUUAAUCCAGAUUAUCAAUAUUCCCGUCUCCGAAAAUAAUAUGGUUCACCACUUGCCGAGGAGAUUCGAUGAUGAUUACUGCACCUAUGUUGAUGUAGAGCGAAAAGAAAUUCGGAGGUCGAGUGAUUUCAUUGAGUCUGUUGACAAGCAAGACAUUAUGGGAUGGCUGCAAUACUUGGAGACGACUCCUCUUUACAAGACCAAUGACAUCACCAUCGACCUUUCCUUCUGCAACGAGAGGAAAUCUCAGCGUGAAGAUAGAGAGGUUGAGGUGAUUGAGCAUCUCCCGAAUAGAGAUGGCCUCAUAGCGCAGCAGCAUACGUUGAUAUGGAACGUAGAAAGAUACCUGAAGAGAGAUGACAGCGAAGGAGAGUCUCAUAAGCGGCUGUUCGACGGACACGCCGAGGAGCUCUCCUUUCCCUGCAUCUACCUCGGUCAACCCAGAGUUUUCAAACAGGGUCUGAAAGUCACGCCCUCUAUGAUAGUAUCAAGCGAGCUGACGCGUUCCGACCGUCGAGGUGUGACCCCCGAUCACCUCCUCUACAUGGCGAUGAAGAUCAUGAGAUUGAAUGUCCAUGAAACCCUCAACUCCACCUGCGUGAACCUGGAGGAGGAGUCGAACAUGAUCAGAAAGGAAAUCCUGUCUGAAGAGUCCUUCAGCGAUGCUCUGGGAAGCAACCUCGCUUUCCUGAGGUGCGUACCAAAUUCCAUUUGGUACUGGAAGGAACGGAAGCGAGAUCUGUUCGCUAUGAUGAGGACCCUUGGGAGACCCACGAUUUCAUUGACUGUUAGUGCCAACGAGAUCGGGUGGAUCCCCCUGCUGCAACUCUUGUACAAAUUGAAGAAUAAAGGGCAGGAGAUAUCGGAAGAGUCGGCUUCUAAGUUGAGUUACGUUGAGAAGUGUGCCUUGGUCAACGACGAUGUGGUGACGUGUCUUAUCUAUUUCAACAAGAUGGUGAAUGUAUUGAUCUCUCUCUUUCGGUCAGAAGAUGGCAACCCAUUUCGGCAAUAUCGCGUGGUUCAUCACUUCCAAAGGAUUGAGUUCCAGUAUCACCGGAGUCCUUGCGUGCAUAUUCUUAUGUGGGUGGAGAAUGCCCCGAAGGAUCCUCUUGGCGCGGAUAAGGAGGAUGCCAUCACCUUGAUCGAUCAACUUAUUUCAAUUUCGACUAAGGAAGCUUCGGGUCACAUUGAGCUUCAAGCUCACAAGCACACUUCUGCAUGCUAUAAGAAAGUAGCUGGAAAAAAGCAGAUCUGUCGAUUUGAAGCACCAUUCAUGCCAUGCCGAUCUACUACAAUUUUAGAACCCAUGGCCAGCGCAGAUCCCGAAUUCGCAAAGAAUGCCCGGCAUUAUCAGGAGAUCCGCGAGAAUCUGGAAAAUCAUGAUUACCCCGACAUAGACGCGUUUUAUGACGAUAAUGGAAUAGUUUCAGAUGAACAGUACAUGAAUAUACUUCGCGCUGGGAUCACUCGUCCAAGAGUUUUCCUGCAACGCGAACCCUCGGAGAAGUGGCACGAAGCCUUCAACCCCUUCAUUCUUAACGUUCUCCAGGGGCACAUCAACAUACAGUUCAUUCUGGACGAAGAUUCAUGUGCUGACUUCAUUGGUGAUUUCAUUCAUAAGACUGACAGGGGCAUCGGCGAGUUGCAACGCAAGAUCGUUGCAAUAAUAGAUGAACAUCCAGAGUUCAAGUUGAGCGAGAUCAUCAGGAGAUUGAGUGUUGAUGUGCUGAAUGCAGUUGAAAUAACGAGUCAAGAGGCUGCCUGGUACCUACUCAGGGAGCCUAUGUCGAAGAGCUCUUCGGUGGUAGUCCCUAUUCAAACCGUAUUACCCUCUGCACGACAAGCGAUAAGAAAGAAUUACGACGAGUUCGGGGAGUUAGCGUUGGCGGAGGAUACAGUCGAUUCCUGGAAAGAGAGCUGGUUCGCUAUGUACCAGAUGCGGCCGAAAGAGCUCGAAAACGUAACUCUUGCACAAUUUGUCGCCUACUAUACCCGCAACUUCAAUAAUACAGCGUACGUGAUGCGAAAAACUCCGCGAAUAAUCCGUUAUCAGAAUUACAGCAUGGAGACACAUCCCAACGACUAUAAACGCGAGAUGGUAACACUUCACAUACCUUUUCGCAACGAGGAGUCUGAAAUUAUCGCAGGUAUGAAAUUCCUGCAGCUGUAUGAAGCGAACGAAGAGUUGAUUCUCACACAUCAAAAGGAGUUCGAGGUAGACGUGAAUGUUCAGACGACCAUGAACGCAUGUUGUCCAUUAUGCCGGGAGGAGGAUGCUCUGGAAGACGAGAAUGAGGUGAAUUAUCUGGUCGCUAAGCAGACAGAAACUGAUCCAUUCCAAGACUUGGGCAAUCACAUAAAUCCAGAGACAAAUGAUCAGCUCGAAUUUAUGGAUGAGAAUGAGCCUAGUGACGCGCUUGAGAGUCAUGAGAAUUUGUUGGACGACGCAUCAUCCCACGAACCAGUGUUCAUAGUACCUGAGGAAACAGACGUACAUCCAAUGCACGGUUUGUUCACACUUCUGACUGGAAAUGACUCACCGUUCCAGAUGUUCCUUAGCGGUCCCGCGAAAUGCCGGAAAACCUUCAUCACCCGACUUUUGAUGGAAAUUUACAAUAGUCGUGCACAAGCUGGUAGCUCCUGCAAUGUCUGCAUCAAUCUUACGUCAGCUAACAAAGCCGGAGUGCUAGUGAAUCGGUCAAUCACGUACACUGCUUUGACAACGUCGCGUUCUAAGAUGCUCACCUUGGCCGUUAAAUCCUCGCGGCAUUAUGGCCAGCUAUUCGAGUAUGCUCAGGUAUUGAUAAUAGACGAAAUCGAUAAGAUUGAUGGGAACAUCCUGUCGCGGAUCGACGCUAGCCUGAGGCAGUUGACGGGCAAUUCCAGCCUUCAUUUCGGUGGAGUUGACAUCAUUUUGACUGGCGAAUUUUACCAACUGUCGCAGGCUGAGGCAGGGGUGAUUAAACUUCAAUGGAAUGACCUCAAGUUCCUAGAUACAAGCAAACUUAUGCGCCAAUCUAAUCGAAUGUUCAGGUUAGUCCUCACGAAAAUUGGGCGUAACAUACAUUUAGAAGAAUCCGAGCUGCAACUACUUGAAUCACGAUUUUUUUCGCGGAAAGAAGCCAAUCGACUUUUGCCUCACGGUGUUCGUCUCAUGUUGACGAAUGAUGCUGUCGAUGAGUAUAAUAAAGUCAUCCUUCGGCCGUCCAAAUAUAAGGUCGUUUCGAUCGCGAAGGACACUUAUACUUACAGUGACGGAACGGAAGAGGAACGAACGAUUCAUUCACUUCGUGACAGGCCAAUUGACCAAACCGCUGGUUUACCGUACGAAAUCAUAUUCGUGAUGAACAAGUCGUACAUGUUGACAAGCUCAGUUGAUGAAUUGGCUGGACUGUGCCCUGGCUCCCUUGGAAAACUAGUUUUCAUAGAAUAUGAUGAUGACGGUCAAGCGAAACGCGUUUGGUUGGAGUUCUACAAUAUGUCCAAAGUCGAUGUGAAAAUGACGCGAAAUGUCAAUUUGUACAUGCAAGCCAAUAAUAUCAGCGAGUUAGCGAUACCCGUGAAACGACAAACAUCAAGAAUCCCCCUGAAUGAUGACGAGACAGUUGUUGCUACACGGGAUCAAUUCCCGCUGAUUCCUGCUUGUGCCAUCACCAUCAACGAGUCUCAAGGGUCUCAUCUGAAUGAGAUGGUCUAUGAAUACAGUCGAACUCACUCGCAGCAGAUUCUGCAUAUGGCGUUGUUGCAAGUCUCCACAAUUUCCAAACUUUAUAUCGUUUCACCAAAUAAUGACCCGACAUUCUACCAUGGACGGAGAAAGCCAUCAUCGGAGACAAGUUCGCCGAAAGACAAACCAAUGGUGUUGGACAAAAGCAUCAUCGAUUUCAUUACCAGCCGAAGCGGACUCGCAGUCCUGUCCUUCAGCUGUCAGAGUCAGACCCCAGAAGACUCCAGCGCUGAGGUUGGACUGAAAUCGGAAAUUCUACUCCUUUCGGAGAUGAGUGCGGAGAAUGAGGAGACAUUGGUGAUGCCUGACUUCAACUGCAUGGCGCGGUUCAAGCGUUUUGGAGGGGUCAAUGGUCCAUCCUCUGUCUAUCGUAGUGAUGAUGAUAGAACGAAUGUCGUCACUGCUCAUAUGGAUGUGCAUUUACGUCGAAGCACUUGCUUAAUUGUGAAUUCUACAAAAGUUGGAGAAAUUUGUGCUGCUCGUUGUACUUUGGAGGAUAAUCAGACUGUCCUUACAGUAAUUAUGUAUGUAUCUGUGAAUCAAGAAGUCUCUCACAUCAUCACCUUCAUUAACGAGGUUCUGCUGGAAUACACAACCCAGGGAGCAGCUUUACUCGGAAACGAUUUAGAUAAAAUUCCGGUCAUCUUGAGCGGAGAUUUCAACAUCAAUUUUGACUCUCCAGAGGCACAAAAAUUGAUUGAAUUCUUAGAUACUGACUUCAAUUUGAAAUUGAAUCGCGAUCCAGCGAUGGCCAGUGCUAAGUCGGGUGCUACGAUUGACGCUGUUUUUUUCAGGUAUUUAGAGAAAUUACGAUCGACGAGUUAUGUAUCAUAUUUUAGGUAUGAUCGACCAGCAGUUAUGUAUGAGAAUUGCGGAGAUACGGACACUGUAGUUUAAUGCAAUUGUUAUUUAUUGCUUUGUGCCAUUUUUAUUGAUAACUCAUGUUAAAACGACUUGUAGAAUUACGUCAUGUAAAUACCAUUGCAGUGAGGAUAUGAAA